AUGGAAUUCUUAUCUAUUUUUGUGGAAAAAGUCACAGAUUGCUUGAUGCAGCCAGUUGUGCGAGGGAUUGGGUAUUUAUAUUACUACAAGAGCAACAUCAGAUGUAUGGAUAAAGAAUCUGAGAAGCUGAAGAACAUCAAAAGUGAGGUGGAGGAAAGAGUGGAAGUUGCCCGGAGAAACUUAAAACGCAUUUCACGCAAUGGCGAGACUUGGUUAACUAGUGUUGAUACCACUACUGAACAUGUGGAAGCUGUAAGGCAAGGUACAGCUGAGGUUGAAAGGGGUUGCUUUUAUGGUUGGUGUCCAAACCUGAAGUCACGUUACUCGAUGAGCAGGAAAGCUAAAAAAAUUACACUGGAGUUGAUUCAACUUCAAAAUGAAAGCAACAGGCCUGAUGUAAUCUCCUUUGAUCACCCAGUUCAAAGUGAGGCUAUACCUAGUAACUAUGGUGAGGUGUUUGACUCCAGAAAAUUGAAAGAGGAAGAGGUCAUGGCAGUUUUGAGAGAUGACGGGGUCACUAUGAUUGGGAUAUGUGGUUUGGGAGGUGUUGGUAAGACAACACUGGCUGACAAAAUCAGACAAAAGGUGAAACAAGAAAGGUUGUUCAAAGAUGUCGUCAUGGGUGAGAUUGCAGAAGGACUCGGGCUGAAAUUAGAAGAGGAUAAUUUGUGGAGUCGUGGAGAUCGGCUGCGUACAAGGUUAAUGGAUCAGAACAGCCACACCCUUGUAAUCUUGGAUGAUGUUUGGGAGGCCCUUCAUGAUCUAGACAAACUUGGAAUUCCCAGCGGUAGCAACCACAACCAUCGGUGCAAAGUGAUAUUGACGACGCGAUCCCGAAAUGUUUGUGAAGUAAUGGAAGCUAAGAAGAUCAUUGAAGUUGGAACAUUAUCUAAAGAGGAAGCAUGGUGCCUUUUCAAGGAGAAAGCUGGUGAUUCAGUUGACGUUCCUUCUAUUCAUGGCACAGCAAAAGAGGUCGCCAAAGAAUGCAAGGGGCUGCCGCUUGCAAUUAUUAUAGUUGCAGGAGCACUUAAGCGUAAAACCAAGCCUUCGUGGGAGGAUGCCCUUAGACAAUUACGUCGUGCAGAAGCAAGAAAUAUCCCUGGAGUGCAUGAAAAGGUGUAUGAAUCUCUGAGGCUAAGCUAUGAUCACUUGGGAGAAAAUGAAGCAAAGUACCUCUUUUUGCUUUGUUCUUUAUUCGAGGAAGAUAGUAAUAUUUGGACCGAAGAAUUACAUUUAUUUGGAAUGGGGCUUGGCAUCUUUUCGGGAAUUGAAAAUUUAGAAGAUGCAAGAAAUAGGUUGUCUCUUCUGUUAGAAAUAUUGAAAGAUGGUUUCUUGUUAUCCCAAGGUUCAGACAAAAAUCAUGUGACAAUGCAUGAUGUGGUCCGUGAUGUGGCUAUAAGUAUUGCGUCUGAAGGAGAGCAUAACUUUAUG
Molecule: messenger RNA, 1431 nt
Organism: Solanum stenotomum
Lineage: Eukaryota; Viridiplantae; Streptophyta; Magnoliopsida; Solanales; Solanaceae
Product: disease resistance protein SUMM2-like
Exons: 2
Molecular function (GO): ADP binding
Source: RefSeq, a predicted model, not a curated record